Messenger RNA from Pelobates fuscus (common spadefoot toad), 1750 nucleotides. Its product is annotated as oocyte zinc finger protein XlCOF8.4-like. NCBI's taxonomy places the organism in Eukaryota, Metazoa, Chordata, Amphibia, Anura, Pelobatidae. Gene Ontology annotation, biological process: regulation of transcription by RNA polymerase II. Gene Ontology annotation, molecular function: RNA polymerase II cis-regulatory region sequence-specific DNA binding; DNA-binding transcription factor activity, RNA polymerase II-specific. The coding region runs from base 159 to 1511 and encodes 450 amino acids. The record is from RefSeq and is a predicted model, not a curated record. The transcript has 5 exons.
GCUACCAUUACUAUGCUGGGAGUGUGUCUGCUGGGAGCAGGGAGCCAUUAGCGGAGAGACUGUCCGAACCGCGGGAGAGGGACAGCCUGCCCGACGUCAACACCAAGAAAAUAGUUUCACCAUAUCUUUUUCUCAAAACCAUUGACAACUGCGUGAUCAUGAACAAAGAUAAGAAUCAGACAUCUGAGAGGAUCUUGAAUCUUACGCUUGAGAUCAUCUACCUGCUGACAGGAGAGGAUUAUAUGAUUGUGAAAAAGCCUGGUGAACGUGGUGCACAAAGAAUGCCUCAUGUAUCUGACGGAUUUUGUGGCACCCUGAGCAUUAGCACUGUGACCUCACCUCACUCCGUGAUACAGGAGCGGAACAAUGACCACAAAAUACUGGAGUUGACCAGCAAGAUUAUUCACCCACUAACUGGAGAUCUGAGCACUGCUGGGAACGGACCAGUAUACACCAAUGGAUGUAGUUCAUCAAGAUUGGCAAAAUAUCUAGGAGGACACCAGGAUCUUUAUAAAGAUGCAAUGAUGGAGAAUCCACAGCCAAUCGGCUUACUCGAUUGUGUAAAUGAAGAUAGAAGUGAUCUGAAAAGUAAUCCAGGAACAAAAUACUUGAUUGAUAAACCACAAAAGCGACCGUCUGGAACAGUCCAAAAUGUAGGCCUAUGUGUCAGCACAUGUGAAGAAGAAAAUCUUACAGGCCCUGACAUUUAUUCAGGCACAGAACAUCCACAGACAGAGUAUACACCUACACCUAUUAAGGAGGAAUCGGCAUCAUGUGCAGAAAGAAACCUCACAGACACUACUACAAUUUAUACUCCUACAGAGACAGACUAUUCAUCUACUCGCAUUAAAGAGGAGUUGGUCUCAUUUGAAACUGUAAAUAUUGUAGAACCUAACAUUUAUACACCCACUGAAUAUGCACUUCCAGAAUAUACAUGUCCCUCUCGCGUUAAGGAGGAAUCUGCACCAUCUCGACAAGAAAAUCUCACUGACACUAACCUUUAUACAGCCACAGAACAUGCUCAGGUAGCAUAUUUGGUUAAGAUGAAAGAACAUAAGAAAGGGAACGGUAGCAUACAGAGACUGCAUAAUAGAUUGGCUGUUAUGAAGUGUAAUGAGUGUGGAAAACACUUUCAUAGAAUCACAGCUUUCAUAGCUCACCAGCGAACGCACAGCACGCCAAGGAUGUAUAGCUGUGUAGAGUGUCAGAAAUCCUUUACUAGUAAUGCAAACCUUGUCAAACAUCAGACCACUCACAUCAUCAAAAAGUUGUCUUGCUCGUACUGCGGCAAGUAUUUCUCUUACAAAUCAAAGCUUGUUACACAUCAGCGGAUCCACACGGGGGAGAAGCCGUUCUCAUGCUCGGAAUGCGGAAAACGUUUCACUGAUAAGUCAAGUCUCGUCCAACAUAAAAGGAUUCACACUGGAGAGAAACCAUUCACGUGUUCUGAAUGUGGGAAAGCAUUUACACAAAGUUCACAGCUUGUUAGGCAUCAGCGAACUCACGUGUAAGAUAACACAAAGUUCUGGUGUUAGGUGGUUUACUAAAGAAGAGAAGGAAAUUAUUCUUGUGUUUUUAAUUUUUCUAGGUCACUUUGAAUUCAUGCAAGAGGAAAUAAAAGCAUUGUGUUUUAUAUUUGGACAAUUCUUAUCGUGAUGUAGCAUCAGAUGUGUGAAGCAUUUUACACACUGUACAUAUUUUCCUGAACACUAGGUGAUUCACACAAGAUAAUAAAACAUUUUUUACUUAA